Messenger RNA from Cryptococcus amylolentus CBS 6039, 2429 nucleotides. RefSeq lists its product as hypothetical. Bases 990 to 2429 code for a protein of 479 amino acids. The record is from RefSeq and is a predicted model, not a curated record. The transcript has 3 exons. NCBI's taxonomy places the organism in Eukaryota, Fungi, Basidiomycota, Tremellomycetes, Tremellales, Cryptococcaceae.
CACAUCCAGACUCCAGUUCAAACCAUCUCCGGUAUCCUCCCCAUCUCGCCUCUUUUCUCGCCUCUUUCUCGCCUAUAUCACUUUUGCAAUCUUUUGACUCCCAGCAUCAUUCAGUGAAAACCACAACUCCCCUUGUCUCGCUCAGCUCUUCGACUCGUGCAUUGCAGGAGAACUUGCUACCAUGCAGCUGGUAUAGCGAUUCCAUUCGUUUUGAACGAAUAUAGCGAGCAGCAGCGGGGGCACGCAAGUCGACAACUCAUCCCAUCACCUCUCAACAACCCUUGGCAGCGCCACAGUACUAUUACUCACGAGCAAUCAGCAUAUUUUGAGGUUCGGACAUACGAGGCAAUUGACUGAAAGUCCGCGAGCGAUAGUGGACCUCUUUGAUCAUCUCGAAAUACAACCCCAACCGACCCACUAUCUCCUCGGUCAUACUCACCAGCGGUCGGACCUUGCACUCGCAUGUCCUCACAUGACCAAUGCACACUUCACAACUUUGCACUGCGAUACUGCUGAUCAUGAUGGAUGACCAUUGAUCGUCCAUUCAUAUUGAGCAAUCUAUUGGCCUUCGUCUCCCCACCGCCGCAAUAGCAAAAGGAUGUCUGUCCGAUAAUACCCACAAGCCUUGCCAUUCGUGGCACAACUAUCGUCAGGCGAAUAACUCCUCCAAGUAAAUCAGAGCGUCAGAGAAAGGAGCAGGUCGGAAUGGUUCUCGCGGGAGGUAGGCUCGGGCUGAAAAGGAAGUCGCUCCGGAGGACAGAGUUCAGGGGGGCAGUGCUUUGACUGGGUGGAAGUCGUCAAAGCAGAAAUGAGCGAUUCGCUGAUUGGGCUGGAGCUGAAAUCAUGUAGCUCCUACCCAAACCUCAGUUUGACGAAUAAGGACUGCGGGCUCUCACGCCGUCCAAGUGGUCUUGCGGCGUAUAUAAACACCCCGCUGAGAAACGCUCGUCAACUGAUUUCAUCCCCUCUUCUCAGCGUUAUUUUUCACGAUGGACAGCCACUCAUCCCGCGGCUACCCGAGCCGCCCGAGCAUCUCCACCUUCCCUUCACGAAAAUACUCUGCCGCAGCCCCUUCGGCAUCCCCAUACAGCCCCAGCGACAUGUUGCACCCCGACUGGCGGAGCGGCCGCGGGACCCCGAGCGGUUCUGGCUCUGCUGCCAGACCCCACCGUUCCCGAGCCAACUCGGGUGACAACUCUGCCUCGGACGGCAGUUCGGGGCGGAGAAGCCUAAGACAGGGGGUGACGGAGAGCCCUGUUUCGCGUAUGCCUUCGCCAAACUCGAAGGUUCAGAGAGAUUGGAUGGUGGUGAGAAGUAUGACGGACCAUUCUUAUCGACUGGAAUUGAGGCCGAGGAUGGAUUAUACGCCUGAAGAGCUGUUGUUGACCGACGUGUAUGUCUGUCGAACGGUGGAGGAUGGCAAGGAAGUAUGGCAUAACGCUUGCAAACGUACCGACGGAUUCUCACCAUCCACGUGCGACGAAGGCUACCACUCCAUCAACCCGUCGACCGACGUCGCCACCACCCCCAUCUCACUGACCGACGAAUACCCCUACGCCAUGUCCAUCCUCCCUUGGGGCCACCCCGACAUCAACUUCGACGAUGAAGUAUUCUUCCGCGACGGCGCUUCCGCCCAGGCGUUCAUUGACGCCAACGCCGUUGCCCGGGCAGAAAGUCUGGAGCGGUAUGAAAUCUGGCAAUCCCGUGCGGCGUAUAGGCGGAGUUGGCAGAGGCUCGAUGUAGAGUCACGCGCUUUCGCCGAGCUGAAAAGUCGGAUAGCAGAGCUGGACGGGCAUUGUAUUAAAGCGACCAAGGUUGUACAAGAGGCGCAUGAAAGACUGCGGGGCCAGCGCUUGACGAUGGACCAGCCCGAUACAGAGACCGAGAUCAACUUGUCGGCAGCGGGGAGCAACCUGGAUGCUGCGGAACAGUACUUGGGCGAUUUAGAGGUUGUGAGAGACAGGAUCGGGGCUCUGAAAGGAGGGAGGGAGAGUGCGACGGACAGGCUGAAGUCGAUACAUCAAGCAUCCUCCCUCGCCGUCGACAACUUCCGGACGCUCUAUAAUGGUGUCAAGUCUGAGAUCAGUAAAGCUCAGCGGACGAACUAUUCCCAAAAAAUGGCUGCGGUAAGCGUUUCGGAGGUGAGCUUUGACUUGCUGCAUGGACGACUGGAUGGGGUGAAGAAUGCCAAAGUGCAGUUGCAAACCCAGCUGGAGGAGCUAGAGCGCGAGUUGAAGCAAAAGAAGACGGAUCAGGCGUCGAUGACGAACACGGCCAGGUCGCAGGCUCUGGCGAAUAAGGACCUGGUCAAAGCGUUGAAGCGGGCGGAAGCGCGUGCGAGCAGGGCGGAGGACGAGGCGUACGAGCUGGGAGGUGGUGGAGCACAUGGUAGGAGCUCAGGAGAGUAUAGUACGCGGUACGAUAGGUGA